Ceratina calcarata is the source of this 5482-nucleotide messenger RNA. Its product is annotated as DNA (cytosine-5)-methyltransferase PliMCI-like. The record is from RefSeq and is a predicted model, not a curated record. The transcript has 13 exons. The coding region runs from base 400 to 4722 and encodes 1440 amino acids. Gene Ontology annotation, cellular component: nucleus. Gene Ontology annotation, biological process: negative regulation of gene expression via chromosomal CpG island methylation; DNA methylation-dependent constitutive heterochromatin formation. NCBI's taxonomy places the organism in Eukaryota, Metazoa, Arthropoda, Insecta, Hymenoptera, Apidae. Gene Ontology annotation, molecular function: DNA (cytosine-5-)-methyltransferase activity; zinc ion binding; DNA binding.
UGAAAGACUUCUCUGUGGCACCAGGUAAUAUAUUUUAACCAAUUUUAACUGUCUAACAAUAAGCUUGAAUAAGCCACAGACGCCACUGCCUGCCUGCCACCACCGGAAACUUUUGGAAUUUUGGGACGGAAAUAGAGGAUGCGUAUGUACAUCCGGAUUUAUGUAAAGGGGCCUUAAAGAAUUUUGGCGGUACGCUGGCCUACGGUCUACGCGCGUUCCUGACCUAUGUAAUACCAAUACCUGAUUCUUUCUUUCCCGCCUGUUGACCUGUUCGCAAGCGUCCUCCUCGCCGGCUACGAUCCUUCAUUUCAUAUGCGGUCUACUGUACAAAGAUCCAAUGAAUUUACAUUUUUCGAGGAGUGAUUAUUAAUUCAACGAAGGAGACUGACUUUAUUCAACAUGUAUUCUUCGGUCGAAUCGAACCUUGAAACUUCUCAAAUUGAAGAACAAAGUAACGAUGAAAUUGGCGCGAAUGGGCAAGAUAGUAACACUAUUGUUAAAGAAGAAAACAAAGAUGUGACUGAAUCUGUACUGCUUCAAGAGAACAGUAAGAGUGGGAGGAACCUACGCAGUAGAAAGAACAUUAGUUUGCAACCAUCUUCUAGUACGAAUAAUCGAGGUGCGAUUAAAGGUAAAUUACCCAAAAGAAAGAGACAACCAAAGAAAACUACAAAGAGAAAGAACAAGGAAACCGACGAAUUAGAAAUAAAGAUACCUAUGUUAUCAAACGACGAAACAACAUGUGACAAUAGAUCUGCAUUAGAAUCGAAAGAAAUUCAAUUAGAUUCGGUCGACGGAUCGGAUGAAAAUGUAUUGAAAAAGACGAAGACUGAAAAUUAUGACACGACGAAUGUAGGGAAAAUCGGAGUGUCGCGUUUGAAGUCUAAUAAUCUUCAACAGAAAUGUGAAUAUUGUCGGCAGAGCUUAUCGAGCGACGAUUUGAAAAUAUAUCCAGGUCAUCCGAACGGUGCCGUGGAAGAAUUCAUCGCAUUGACGGAUCCCAGAUUGUCUCUGUUCACUGGGGAGGAAGACAUGGUCGACGAAAGCGAUGAAAGGCCACAGAACAAGUUAACACACUUCAGUGUUUACGAUAAAAAUGGACACCUUUGUCAUUUUGAUGCUGGACUGAUAGAGAAAAACGUAAUUCUACACUUUUCUGGUUACAUGAAGCCUAUAUACGAAGAGAAUCCAUGUCCAGAAGGCGGUGUGCCCACCAAAGACAUGGGUCCGAUAAACGAAUGGUGGAUGUCGGGGUAUGACGGUGGGGAACUGGCUAUUGUUGGGUUCACAACAGCAUACGGAGAAUAUAUACUGAUGGAACCCUCGGAAGCGUAUGCCCCGUUCAUGGAUUCUGUAAAGGAGAAGAUUUAUAUGAGCAAAAUUGUCAUCGAGUUCCUAUUAGAUGAAGUUAAUCCAACGUACGAGGAUUUGUUGAACAAACUACAGACCAUAGUGCCACCGAAGGGAUUAUCCAGAUUUACAGAAGACUCCUUGUUACGACACGCACAGUUCAUCUGCGAGCAAGUCAUUUCUUUCGAUUCAGCCGCAAGACCGGAAGAUCCUCUUUUAAUUACGACCUCGUGUAUGCGAGCAUUGGUCACGCUCGCUGGGGUCACGUUGAACAAAAGGAUAGAACUGCGUAGACCGGCAGCUGGGAACCAGAAGUCUAAGAAAGUUCUGUGGACCAAGGCUACGACCACGAAACUGGUCAAUAAUAUGUUUGAAACAUUCUUCUCUGACCAGAUAGCCACGUAUAAUGAGAAAGAAAUAUUGAGGCCUAAAAGACAGAGGUGCGGAGUUUGCGAGAUCUGUCAACAACCUGAUUGUGGACAGUGUUCGGCUUGCAAGGAUAUGAUUAAGUUCGGUGGAUCUGGGAGGAGUAAACAAGCUUGCAACGGGAGAAGAUGUCCAAAUAUGGCUAUACAAGAAGCUGACGAUUCCGACCAAGACGACGAUGACGUGAACGAUACGUUAAUGGGUGAUACGAAGAUUACCCAAAAGAUGAUAUUGAAAGAGUUCAAGCAUGUGGAUAAAGAAAUAACAUGGGUGGGACAACAGAUUUUAAAUGACGGACGACGAACGUUUUAUAAUUCUGUUAUGCUCGUAGACGAAGAGAUACGAGCGAAUGAUUAUGUUCUAAUCGAAUCCAGCGACCCUACUGUGCCAUUGCAAGUGGCAAAAGUCAUGUACAUGUGGGAGGACAAAAGCGGAGCGAAACUGUGCCACGCUAACUGGUUCAGAAGAGGUAGCGACACAGUGUUGGGUGAAACUUCUGAUCCGUUUGAACUUUUCUUACUCGACGAGUGCGAUAACGUACCGUUCGCGUCGAUCAAAUCGAAAGCCCGAGUCAUAUAUAAGAAAAGUCCAGAUAACUGGCACGAAUUAGGAAAUGCGGACGUGUUACCAGAGGAUGAGAUUGAAAAUAAAGAUUCCCGGACGUUCUUUUAUCAAAAGAAAUAUACUCCGGAGACGGCUCGCUUCGAAGAUCCUCCUUUGGAUCCUGAAUGCCCGCGGAAAGAGAUUAACCAUAGAUUUUGUCCUGCAUGCGUAAGAUUUACCGAUCUGCAAUGUUACUAUACGCCGAGGGUAUUCGAGAAGCAGGAAGAGAAGAGCAGUACAGAAGUAACGUAUGGUAUGGUAAAAUUCAAAGGUGAAGAAUACCGAGUUGGCUCUGCUGUGUACUUAAAACCAACGGCUAUAAAGUACACGUAUACGUCUACGUACCAUCUUGUCCGGAAAGUAAAAAAGGGGAAGGUGGACGAAGAUAUGUAUCCGGAAUAUUAUCGGAAAUCGUCGGAUCACGUGAAAGGUUCGAAUCACGAUACACCGGAACCGUUUCAUAUUGGAUACAUAAACUCGAUUUACGCGAAAACUAAGAAUCAGUUGGUUGCUUCCUCUGAUAUAUGGAUCAGAAUAAACAAGAUGUACCGGCCGGAGAAUACACACAAAGGACUUACGUUGAUGCAACAGGUCGACUUAAACAUGGUCUAUUGGAGCGAUGAAGUUUGUAAUGUUAAAUUUGCGGACGUGGCGGGAAAGUGUUAUUUAAUUUAUUCGGAUAAUUUGGAUCAGUCCGUGGAGGAAUGGACAGCCGCGGGACCACAUCGAUUCUAUUUUACUCAAGCGUACGACGCGUCGGAGAAGACGUUCGUAGACCCGCCGUAUAAUGCGACGAAUAUUGGGAAAUCGGAGGUCGGAAAAGGCAAGGGGAAAGCGAAAUGCAAGAGUAAAAGAUCUCAGACUGAUGAUAAGAAAGUGGUUGACAGGCCUGUAGAUUAUUGUACCGUGCCGAGGAAACUGAGAACGCUGGACGUUUUCGCUGGUUGUGGUGGAUUAUCCGAAGGAUUAAAACGAGCUGGUAUUACCGACAAUCGAUGGGCGAUUGAAAACGAUGAAACGGCCGCAUGUGCUUACCGUCUUAACAAUCCUGACACGACGGUAUUUUGUGAAGACUGUAAUGUACUUUUGCGAAAAGUACUGAAGGGUGAUACUUGCGAUAAUAGCAACCAACGCUUACCGCAGAAGGGAGACGUAGAGUUACUUUGCGGCGGGCCACCUUGCCAAGGCUUCAGCGGGAUGAACCGUUUUAAUUCGCGCCAGUAUUCGUUGUUUAAGAAUUCCUUAGUAGUAUCGUGUUUAUCCUACUGCGAUUAUUACAGACCAAAGUUUUUUGUUAUGGAGAACGUCCGAAAUUUUGUAUCUUUUAAAAAGAGCAUGGUACUGAAAUUAACAUUGAGAUGUCUUGUACGAAUGGGUUACCAAUGUACGUUUGGAAUAUUACAAGCCGGGAAUUAUGGUGUUCCGCAAACGAGAAGAAGAUUAAUAAUACUGGCAGCAGCGCCCGGAGAGGUCCUUCCGAAAUAUCCCGAACCGACCCACGUAUUUAAUAAACGAGCAGGUCAACUAAGCGUCAUGGUCGAUAAUAAAAAAUAUUCGUCGAACUGCGAUUGGACGGAGUCGGCACCGUACAGGACGAUCAGUGUUCGUGACGCGAUGUGCGAUUUGCCUACUAUUCGUAACGGAUGGAAUCACGAAGAGAUGUCAUACGGCGAGGAGCCGAUAUCUCAUUUUCAACGCCAGAUAAGACCUAGAGAAUCUGAUGCAGUAUUGAGAGAUCAUAUUUGCAAAGACAUGGCUCCGUUGGUUGAAGCUCGAAUAGCGCACAUUCCCACUGCCUGCGGAUCUGACUGGCGCGACUUACCAAAUAUCGCGAUACGUCUGAGCGACGGAACGUAUUCAAAAAAAUUGGAAUAUAUGCAUCAUGAUAAGAAAGCGGGUAAAAGUUCCACCGGAGCAUUGCGCGGCGUGUGCUGUUGCUGUACGGGUAAACCGUGCGAUCCUAUGGACAGGCAGUACAACACGUUGAUCCCAUGGUGUUUACCGCACACUGGGAGACGUCAUAAUCAUUGGGCGGGCUUGUACGGCAGAUUGGAGUGGGGUGGAUAUUUCGGGACUACAAUUACAAAUCCAGAACCUAUGGGCAAACAAGGUAGAGUUCUUCAUCCCGAGCAAACUAGAGUCGUAAGUGUCCGCGAAUGUGCCAGGUCGCAAGGCUUCCCGGAUUCUUUCCGCUUCUACGGCAAUGUUCUUGAGAAACAUCGACAAAUCGGCAAUGCGGUACCUCCACCUCUGGGCGCUGCGUUGGGUUUAGAAAUUAGGAAAUGUUUAAAAAUCAAUAACACUGAACAUUUGAACGGGACGGAAGAUCUCAAGCGUUCGUAGAAUCAUUAUAUGAGCCGUUUAUUUUGAAAGAGCCCAAGUCCAUUCAAUAGUAUAUUGUGCACCAAGGGCGUAAAGUGGUAUUUUUUAGACCGAGUACUGCAACCACACAAGGUCAAAAGCCCACUUAGCCCAUGGUGCACACCAUGCUUUUUGUAAUGCAGACAGUUUUUUCACGGUGUUUCUUACGUAUUCAGCAGGAUUGAUGUGACUGCUUUUUGUCACGGCAACGACACGCGGCGAAUCUAAGAUGAAGGACGAGAUUUUCGCAAAUCUGACUUGAGAUUCGUGAUCUGAGUUCCUAAAAAUUCUACUAUACUAAAUUUGUCACGAAUCCGCUGAUUUUCAAAAAUCUUAUCUGCCAUCUUGGCUCCGCCACUUUGAAUUUUGCAAAUCUGACUUGAAAUUCUGACUAAAGUAUCUACUUUACCCAAAAUGAAAAGAUAUAGUAUAAAUGUACAUAUUAAUACUUUGAAUAAGGGGUCUCAGGCUAUUUUUAAAAUAAACUGCUCAUAUUAAUAAUUGUACAAGUUAAAAUCUUUCACUUUGCUGAUUUAUGAUUUCCAUUUCCUGAUUACCCGAGCCCUUAUACAAUAUACAUGUAUAUACAUACAUAAAACCUACAUGUGUUCACCAAGGAUAUGUUAUUGAUGUUUUAUGAUGACCUAUUUUUAUAUGAUUGAUUGUAGUGUAUGAUGAUAUUAUGUAUUAUUAAUGGCGGAUACGAAGUUUAGAUUCGUAUCAAUAAAUAUGAUGAUCUCUA